This is a messenger RNA of Strigops habroptila (Kakapo), 3667 nucleotides long. It is a transcript of the gene CARNS1, whose product is annotated as carnosine synthase 1. Lineage: Eukaryota; Metazoa; Chordata; Aves; Psittaciformes; Psittacidae. Gene Ontology annotation, biological process: carnosine biosynthetic process. The record is from RefSeq and is a predicted model, not a curated record. Bases 6 to 2567 code for a protein of 853 amino acids. Gene Ontology annotation, molecular function: carnosine synthase activity; ATP binding; ATP hydrolysis activity. The transcript has 7 exons.
UGGAUAUGACCGUUUGCAUCCUGGGCUCCCCCAGCACCUUCUUGCCCGUCCUGCUGGAGGGGGGCACCCGCUGCCCAGGUGCCAUGGUGCUGUGCCUGUCACCCACAUGGGCCACCCGGGUACCCUCAGAGACAUCCCCCGGUGCCUGGUCCCUGCUGCUGUCCCGGGGGGUCUCCUUCAAGACGGGGGGUCACAGCGCCCUGGAGACCUUCACCCCCCCGCGCCAGGCCAACUACGUGACAGGGACCUAUAGAAUGGGGGGGUCCGAGGGGGGGUGGGUGUCGGAGCUCACCCGGGACCUCGACUGCCCCACGGGGGGGUCGGUGCCGCUCACCCGCCGGCUUGAGGACCCGUUGCUCGCCCGGUGGGUGCUGGCGGCGCGCGCGGGCCUGGCCGUGCCCCCCACCACGGCCUUCGUGCGGGGGUCCCGGCGCGGGGACCUGCCCCCAGGGAUGGGGGUCCCCGGGGUGAAGCUGGUGUGGAUGGAGGAUACCCCGGACACGGAGCGCCUGGUGCAGGAGGAGGUGGGAGCCUUCCUGGGGGGGUCUGAUAUGGAGCAGUAUGGACAGGUGGCGGUGCGGCCCGCGGGGUGGCGCUGGCGCGGCUCGGGCACCCGCAGCACCCACGGCAAGGCGGAGGGGGCCGCGGUGGCGCAGGCGGUGGGUGCGCGGCUCCGGGCGCUGCGGGACGACGACAGCGUCUUGCUGGAGGCGCUGGUGCCCACCGCCCGCCUGCCCGAGCCCCCCCCACGCAGCCCAGCCCCACGGCUGCCCAUGGCCCUGCGCAUCUGCACCCUCGUCUGCAGGUCCUGGGGGGACCGGCCCCAGCUCUGCCAGGUCUCCUGCGCCAUGGGGCGCGCGGAAGCACCGGUGCAUCAUGGUGCAGCGCUGCCGCAGGGGCUGGACUCCAGCCUGCAGCACUGGGGGGUGGUGGCCCCCGGGCAGCGCCAGGCCCUGGCCAAGCGCCUGCAGGUGGCCGCCGAGGCUACCAUGGCCGCUGUCCUGGCCACCGAGGCCGAGCUGAGCCCCGAGCAGCGCGGCGGUGCCCGUGCCCACACCGACAUCAUGGGCGUGGACUUCUUGCUGGCAUGCGUGGAUGACACCCUGGAGCUGGUGGUCCUGUCCACCAACAGCCAGCGGUGUCUGGAGACCUGCCUGCUGGCCGAGGCCAUGGGGCGCGCCGUGGGGCAGCCCCACGGUGACACCCCCCGGCUGCUGGCCGAGGCCAUGCUGCACCGGGCGCAGUGUCACCUCGUUGAGGGCAAGGACAUCCUGCUCAUCGGCGCUGGUGGUGUCAGCAAGAGCUUCGUCUGGGAUGCUGCCCGUGACUAUGGAUUGAGGAUCCACUUGGUCGAGUCAGACCCGGAGCACUUCGCAGCGGGGCUGGUGGAGACCUUCCUUCCUUACGACAGCCGGGAACACCGGCGGGAUGAGGAGCAUGCGGAGCGGGUGACGGAGCUGCUGCGCUCCCGGGGGCUGCAGCCCCACGCCUGCCUUUCCUACUGGGAUGACUGCGUGGUGCUGGCGGCACUGGUGUGCCAGCGCUUAGGGCUGCGCUCCAGCCCCCCCGCCGCCGUCCGUGUGGCCAAGCAGAAGAGCCGCACACACCAGCAUCUCCAGCGCUGCCACCGCGGCCGCCCGGCACCGGCCGCCUUCGCCGUGCCCUGCCACCGGCUGCAGAGCCAUGGGGACGUGGAGCGGGCGGCCGGAGCCGUGCCCUUCCCCGCCGUAGCCAAACUGGAGUUCGGGGCUGGCGCCGUCGGGGUGAGGUUGGUGGAAAGCCCCGAGCAGUGCCAUGAACACGCCGCCCGGCUCUGGCGCGACCUGCGGGAUGAUGCCGAUCACCCCGGCAUCGGGUUGGGAUGGGGGAACGCCAUGCUGCUGAUGGAGUAUGUCCCCGGCACCGAGCACGACGUUGACUUGGUGGUCUUCGAAGGGCGCUUGAUGGGCGCAUGGGUGUCCGACAACGGCCCCACACGCCUGCCCGCCUUCCUGGAGACCGCCGCCUGCCUCCCGUCCUGCCUGCCCGCGGACCGGCAGGCGCAGCUCGUCCGGGCAGCCCUGCAGUGCUGCCUGGCCUGCGGGCUCCGCGAUGGGGUCUUCAACGUGGAGCUCAAACUGGGGCCGGCCGGGCCCCGCUUGCUGGAGAUCAACCCUCGCAUGGGGGGGUUCUACCUCCGCGACUGGAUCCGAGAGGUGUACGGCGCCGACCUGCUGCUGGCGGCCGUGCUGGUGGCGCUGGGGCUGCCGCCGGUGCUGCCAGCAAGCCCCGCGCCCCGCACGCACUUGGCCGGGGUGAUGUGCCUGGGCUCGGAGCACGGGGCGGUGCUGGGGGCCGGCGGGGCGCUGGAGGCGCUGCGGGACCUGCAGAGCCGCGGGCUCGUCCGCCUCAACCGGCUCUUCGAGGAGACGGCGGCGGACGGAGAGUACGAGGAGCCGUGUCUGAGCGUGGCGUGCGCCGGGGAGACGCGGGCCGAGGCUUGUCUGCGCCUGCUGGGGCUGUGCCAGGCGCUGGGCAUCGACUCCCCGCGGUACCCGGUGGAGCAUUUCCUCUCGCACUUCAAAUAGCGGCAGGCAGGCAGCGGGGAUGGAGCGGGGAUGGAGCGGAUGGAGGGGAUGGAUACCCACCCGCUGUCCUGGUACCCCCUCCUGCAGCCGUGCCACCCCGGCAUCUCCACAGCAGCAUAUACCAUGAUAUACCAUCCCCUGGCAUCCCAUCCCCUGGCACCUCAUUCCCUGACAUCCCGUUGCCUGGCAUCCCAUCACAUGACAUCCCGUCCCAUGACACUCCCUGAAUCUGCUGGCAUCCCACCCCCUGGCAUCCCCUGGAUCCCCUGGCGUCCCAUCCUCUAGCAUUCCAUCCCAUAAUAUCCCCUGGAUCCCCUGGCACUCCAUCCCCUGGCAUCGUGUCCCCUGGCUCCCCUGGCUCCAAGUUCCCGGCCCUGGUGACUCAUUCCCUGGCAGCCCAUUCCAUCCUGGCAUCCCACCCCCUGGCACUCCAUCCUCUGGUAUCCCCCAAGGCCCUGGCACCUUAUUCCCUCCUCCCCAACAUCCCUCACAUCUCUCAUGUAUCUCAAUCCCCUGAUUUGGCACCCCAUCCCAUGGCACCCUCCUGGCACCCAAUCCCCUGGCACCCCAUGACAUCCCCUGGAUCCAAAUUCCUUGCCCUGGUGACCCAUCCCGUAGCGUCUCACUCCAUCCCAGCACCCCACCCCCUGGCACCCCAUCCUCUGCUAUCCCCCAAGGCCCUGGCAUCCCCAUUCCCUGCUCCCCAACAUCACCCUGGAUCCCAGUCUCCUGCCCUGGCACCUCACCCCAUGGCAACCCCUGGCAUCCCAUCCCCUGGCUCUCCUGAUCCCAAUCCCUUGCCCUGGCACCCCAUCCCCUGGCACCCCCAAGCCCUGUCCCCAGCAUCCCCUGUCCCCCCAGCUGUGGGGUCUGGUGUCCCUCCCAUGCCAGGGGACAUGCAGGGGACACCCACCAGCAUGGGGAGACCCUACAAUAACAAACCAGCAUGGGGAGACCCUACAAAUACAAACCAGUGGGGGGAGACCCUGCAAUAACAAACCAGCAUUGGGAGACCCCACAGUACCAGACUGAGGUGGGGAGACCCUACAAUAACAUACCUUGAAGAGGACACCCCAUAAUAAUAAAGCAGCAUGGGGAGA